GCCCUUUCAGCGAUUGCAGCCUGCUCAUGCGGUUAUAAUACCCCAGCCUCCGCCAUCUCAUAUACCUUCCGUUUCUUGCUACUUUCCCUCUCUUUCCCCCUCGACGAACACCUGUUCGGACCCUUAUCGCAAGGCGCUGACCGUGCAUCAGCCAACGCGCAAAUAAGCCCUGCGGACAUCAGCGUGAGCCCGCCAUGUUGUCCCGUUACAUUUCCUCGUCCGCUCGCAGAACCGCUGUGCUUUGUCUUCUCGCCGCUGUAUUUCUCGCGUCUUCCGAUACCCUAGCCGCCGCGAGAGAUGUCAGCGUUCCUCGCCCAGCGGAUCCUUUUGCAGACCCCCGCCAUGACCCUUACAAUCCUUUGCGGUAUAUUGCCAGCAACACCCUGACUGCUAUCGCCUUCACUCUUGUGUUGGUGGUGGCGUUCAUCCAGUCGUUCAGUAUGUGGAAAUGGGGAGCGGUUUGGAUGUUGUCCAUGGUCAUCGGCGAGUACACAUGGGCAAUGGGCUUUGGUUGCAGGUUUGGUCUACAUUCGCACCCGGAAUCAAGAGGAAUCUACAUCGCGGAAUACCUGCUCAUCGUCUUAUCGCCUUGCGCCUUUAUUGCUGCCGAUUACGUGCUCCUGGGUCGACUUGCACGGUACCUCAAAUGCGAACAGCACUUGCUGAUCCCCCCGAACCGCAUCACGAUCUUCUUCGUCUGCUCCGACAUCGUUACCUUCUUAAUCCAGGCCGCUGGAGGUAGCAUAUCCAUCUCUAACAACCCUCAAACUGCCCUGACAGGAUCACACAUUUUCUUGGCCGGUCUUGCCGCGCAAUUCGUCUCCUUCCUAUUCUUCAGCCUACUAUACUGCGCCUUCCUCUGGAAGAUCUACCGCCACAACCCCGAAGUGUAUUCCCUCGACAAGGACAAGAAGUGGUACCAUGAUUGGCGCACGCUGGGCGUUGCCCUCUUUAUCAGCUGCAUCGGGAUUCUCAUCCGUUCGAUCUACCGUACGAUCGAGCUAUCAGAGGGCUACCAAGGCCACCUUGCGACGUCCGAGCCCUACUUCUACGGGCUCGACACGCUCCCGCUCUUCAUCGCCAUUACCGUGUACGUGCCCUUCUGGCCGGGGCGGUUCAUCCCGCCGCUCGCCCCGCCCGUCCGCAAGGAGCUCGUGGGCGACGAGCGUAGCUCCGCGGAGCAGCAGGAGAAGGACUCCGUGCAGGCAUAGACUAGACUAGGGGGUGGACAUGUUGCUAUCGUUAUUUUGAUGAUUGGAUUUGAUGACCUAGAUGUCGGACUGCGGGGAUGGUAUGAUACUGGUCAUAUAUUUGUCGUUCGUUAUAGUGGUUAUCUAGCAUAUAUCGAUGUAUACAUGCAUGCACAUUGACUUGUUGACUUGGAGAUAAUUCGGAGCAAUACAGUGAUGAAUUGCAGUAAUUCUGGCA
This is a messenger RNA of Gloeophyllum trabeum ATCC 11539, 1428 nucleotides long. RefSeq names its product RTA1-domain-containing protein. Lineage: Eukaryota; Fungi; Basidiomycota; Agaricomycetes; Gloeophyllales; Gloeophyllaceae. Gene Ontology annotation, cellular component: plasma membrane; fungal-type vacuole. The transcript is spliced from 8 exons. The record is from RefSeq and is a predicted model, not a curated record. Bases 195 to 1211 code for a protein of 338 amino acids.